CGGUUUGGCGGGAGGGAGGGGCUUUGCGCAGGCCCCGCCCCCUGCCCCGCCCCGCCUCCAUGCGGCCCGCCCCGAUUGCGCUGUGGCUGCUCCGGGUCUUGGCCCUGGCCCUCGUCCGCCCCCGGGCUGUGGGGUGGGCCUCGGUCCGAGCCCCCAUCUAUGUCAGCAGCUGGGCCGUCCGGGUGUCCCAGGGUAACCGGGAGGUCGAGCGCCUGGCACGCAAAUUCGGCUUCGUCAACCUGGGGCCGAUCUUCCCUGAUGGGCAGUACUUUCACCUGCGGCACCGGGGCGUGGUCCAGCAGUCCCUGACCCCGCACUGGGGCCACCGCCUGCACCUGAAGAAAGAUCCCAAGGUGCAGUGGUUCCAGCAGCAGACGCUACGGCGGCGGGUGAAACGCUCUGUGGUGGUGCCCACAGACCCCUGGUUCUCCAAGCAGUGGUACAUGAACAGCGAGGCCCAACCAGACCUGAGUGUCCUGCAGGCCUGGGGCCAGGGGCUGUCAGGCCAGGGCAUUGUGGUCUCUGUGCUGGACGAUGGCAUCGAGAAGGACCACCCGGACCUCUGGGCCAACUACGACCCCCUGGCCAGCUACGACUUUAAUGACUACGACCCAGACCCCCAGCCCCGCUACACCCCCAGCGACGAGAACCGGCACGGGACCCGCUGUGCUGGGGAGGUGGCCGCGAUGGCCGACAAUGGCUUCUGUGGUGUGGGGGUCGCUUUCAACGCCCGAAUUGGAGGCGUGCGGAUGCUGGACGGUACCAUCACCGAUGUCAUCGAGGCCCAGUCGCUGAGCCUGCAGCCACAGCACAUCCACAUUUACAGCGCCAGCUGGGGCCCCGAGGAUGACGGCCGCACGGUGGACGGCCCCGGCAUCCUCACCCGCGAGGCCUUCCGGCGUGGCGUGACCAAGGUGAGUGGGAGCCCGAGGAGGGCCAGGGUGGCAGGCCAGGCCGACGCCCCCUCCCCGCCCCUCCUGGUUUCCCAGGGCCGCGGCGGGCUGGGCACGCUCUUCAUCUGGGCCUCGGGCAACGGCGGCCUGCACUACGACGACUGCAACUGCGACGGCUACACCAACAGCAUCCACACGCUCUCCGUGGGCAGCACUACCCAGCAGGGCCGCGUGCCCUGGUACAGCGAAGCCUGCGCCUCCACCCUCACCACCACCUACAGCAGCGGCGUGGCCACCGACCCCCAGAUCGUCACCACGGACCUGCAUCACCAGUGCACGGACCAGCACACGGGCACCUCGGCCUCAGCCCCACUGGCGGCCGGCAUGAUAGCGCUAGCGCUGGAGGCCAACCCGUUCCUGACGUGGAGAGAUAUGCAGCAUCUGGUGGUCCGUGCGUCCAAGCCGGCGCACCUGCAGGCCGAGGACUGGAGGACCAACGGCGUAGGGCGCCAAGUGAGCCAUCACUACGGCUACGGGCUGCUGGACGCCGGGCUGCUGGUGGACACCGCCCGCACCUGGCUGCCCACCCAGCCGCAGAGGAAGUGUGCCGUCCGGGUCCAGAACCGCCCCACCCCCAUCCUGCCGCUGAUCUACAUCAGGAAAAACGUGUCGGCCUGCGCCGGCCGCCACAACUCCAUCCGCUCGCUGGAGCACGUGCAGGCGCAGCUGACGUUGUCCUACAGCCGGCGCGGAGACCUGGAGAUCUCACUCACCAGCCCCAUGGGCACGCGCUCCACACUCGUGGCCAUACGACCCUUGGAUGUCAGCACCGAAGGCUACAACAACUGGGUCUUCAUGUCCACCCACUUCUGGGAUGAGAACCCACAAGGCGUGUGGACCCUGGGCCUGGAGAACAAGGGCUACUAUUUCAACACGGGGAUGUUGUACCGCUACACGCUGCUGCUCUAUGGGACAGCCGAGGACAUGACAGCGCGGCCUACAGGCCCCCAGGUGACCAGCAGCGCGUGUGUGCAGCGGGACACUGAGGGGCUGUGCCAGGUAUGUGACGGCCCCGCCUACAUCCUGGGACGGCUCUGCCUGGCCUACUGCCCCCCGCGGUUCUUCAACCACACAAGGCUGGUGACUGCCAGGCCUGGGCACACGACGGCGCUCGCACUGAGGGUCUGCUCCAGCUGCCACUCCUCCUGCUACACCUGCCGUGGCGGCUCCCUGAAGGACUGCACCUCCUGUCCCCCAUCCUCUACACUGAACCAGCAGCAGGGCUCCUGCGUGGGACCCACCACCCCUGACAGCAGCCCCCGGCUUAGAGCUGCCACCUGCCCCCAGCACCGCUGCCCAGCCUCAGCCAUGGUGCUGGGCCUCCUGGCCAUGACCCUCCAAGGCCCUGUUCUCUGCAGCGUGUCCAUGGACCUCCCACCAUAGACCUGGCUCUCCCGUGCCAGGGCCAUGCCCACCAAACCCCAGGUCCGGCUGCCAGCUGGAACCCGAAGUUGUCAGCUGAGAAAGUGACCGUGCCCCCGCCUGGGUCCCUGACAGGCACUGUUGCCCUGCUGCCUCCCCAGGCUGGCCCAGAGGAGCCAGCACCAGCCCCCGAUGCCCGGCCUGCCAGGCGUGGGCCCCGUGGAACCCUGCAGCCUGGGGGGAGGAGAGAGAGAGAAGUCUCCUAUGCAUUUUGGGUUUGGGUGGGAGUGGGCUGGGGGGAGAGGCUGGAGCACCCCAGAAGCCAGGGGAAAGUGGGGGGAGAGAAACGUGACACUGUCCGUCUCGGGCACCGCGUCCAACCUCAGAGUUUGCAAAUAAAGGUUGCUAGAAGGUG
Cercocebus atys (sooty mangabey) is the source of this 2730-nucleotide messenger RNA. RefSeq names its product proprotein convertase subtilisin/kexin type 4 (gene PCSK4). Bases 60 to 2336 code for a protein of 758 amino acids. Gene Ontology annotation, biological process: peptide hormone processing. Gene Ontology annotation, cellular component: Golgi membrane; trans-Golgi network. Lineage: Eukaryota; Metazoa; Chordata; Mammalia; Primates; Cercopithecidae. Gene Ontology annotation, molecular function: serine-type endopeptidase activity. The record is from RefSeq and is a predicted model, not a curated record. The transcript has 14 exons.